This is a messenger RNA of Pelmatolapia mariae (spotted tilapia), 3064 nucleotides long. Its product is annotated as tripartite motif-containing protein 16-like. The record is from RefSeq and is a predicted model, not a curated record. Lineage: Eukaryota; Metazoa; Chordata; Actinopteri; Cichliformes; Cichlidae. The transcript has a single exon. Gene Ontology annotation, molecular function: protein binding; zinc ion binding. The coding region runs from base 11 to 1678 and encodes 555 amino acids.
GAGAGGAGAAAUGGCACAGAAAGGAGUUCAGCUGGACCGAGAAACCUUCUCUUGUUCCAUCUGUUUGGAUCUACUGAAGGAUCCGGUGACUAUUCCCUGUGGACACAGCUACUGCAUGAACUGCAUUAAAAGUUUCUGGGAUGAAGAGGACAGGAAGGGAAUCCACAGCUGCCCUCAGUGCAGGAAGACUUUCACAGCGAGGCCUGUCCUGGAGAAAAACACCAUGUUAGCAGCUUUAGUGGAGCAGCUGAAGAAGACUGGACUCCAAGCUGCUGCAGCUGAUCACUGCUAUGCUGGACCUGAAGAUGUGGCCUGUGAUGUCUGCACUGGGAGGAAGCUGAGAGCCAUCAAGUCCUGUUUAUUCUGUCUGGUCUCUUACUGUGAGAAACACCUCCAACCUCACUAUGAUGUAGUUCAGCUUAAGAAACACAAGCUGGUGGCCCCCUCCAAGAAGCUCCAGGACAACAUCUGCUCUCGUCAUGAUGAGGUGAUGAAGAUUUUCUGCCGUACUGAUCAGCAGAGUAUCUGUUAUCUCUGCACAAUGGAUGAACAUAAAGGCCAUGAAACAGUCCCAGCUGCAGCAGAAAGGACUGAGAAGCAGAAGGAGCUCGAGGUGAGACGACUCAACAUCCAGCAGAGAAUCCAGGAGCGAGAGAAAGAUGUGAAGCUGCUUCAGCAGGAGGUGGAGGCCAUCAAUGGCUCUGCUGAUAAAGCAGUGGAGGACAGUGAGAAGAUCUUCACUGAGCUGAUCCGUCUCAUCCAGAAAAGAAGCUCUGAUGUGAAGCAGCAGGUCAGAUCCCAGCAGGAAACUGAAGUGAGUCGAGUCAAAGAGCUUCAGGAGAAGCUGGAGCAGGAGAUCGCUGAGCUGAAGAGGAAAGACGGCGAGCUGGAGCAGCUCUCACACACAGAGGAUCACAACCAGUUUCUACACAACUACCUCUCACUGUCAGCACUCGGUGAGUUGACACACUCAUCCAGCAUCAACAUCCGUCCUCUGAGCUACUUUGAGGAUGUGACAGCAGCUGUGUCAGAGACCAGAGAUAAACUACAGGACAUUCUGAGAGAGGAACGGACAAACAUCUCACUGACAGUCACUGAAGAGGACGUUUUACUGUCACCAGCAGAGCCAAAGACCAGAGCUGGAUUCUUAAAAUGUUCAUGUGACAUCACACUGGAUCCAAACACAGCAAACAGACUUUUGUUAUUAUCAGAGGGGAACAGAAAAGUAACAAGAAUGAACCAACAACAGUCUUAUUCUGAUCAUCCAGACAGAUUCACUGACUAUUAUCAGGUCCUGAGUAGAGAGAGUCUGACUGGACGUUGUUACUGGGAGGUGGAGUGGAGAGGUGGAGGAGUUCGUGUAGCAGUCGCAUACAAGAAUAUCAGCAGAGCAUGGAGGGACUCUUUAUUUGGAAACAAUGACAAAUCUUGGGCAUUACGCUGUGACACAAACAGUUUCAUAUUCAUUCACAACGAAGUCCAAACUGUCCUCUCAGGUCCUCGGUCCUCCAGAGUAGGAGUGUACCUGGAUCACAGAGCAGGUAUUCUGUCUUUCUACAGCGUCUCUGAGACCAUGACUCUCCUCCACAGAGUCCAGACCACCUUCACUCAGCCGCUCUAUGCUGGACUUUGGCUUUGGUUAGAUGGAGACACUGCAGAGUUGAUUAAAGUCAAAUAGAGAAGACAGGUUCAUGUUGAUCCCUGAUCAUUAUAUGUACUUGUGUAGUUUCUAAAUGAGCCGUUACAUUUUAGAAGCUGAGAAGCUCAGAGGUCCAUUGAUGUGUGGAAAUAAUAUUGCACUGAUUCAAACUGUACUUACAUUUAUAAACCUUACAUCAACAUAAAUCUGCAUUUGUUCUCAUGACUGAUAAUCAUGUGAGUUUAAAUUAUACUACUCUUCAUAUUCAGCAUGUGUGAAACCUUUCAUCGGUCUGGUUAGUGCUCUUAUUCUGGAGUUGCUGUAGCGGGUUGUCAAAUGCAGUGAUUCAUCAGUUAGUCAAUGAUCAGAGAAUUGAUUGUUUUGUCAUUAUUUUAGUCACAUUUAAAGCUGCUUCCAGUUUCUGAAAUGUGACGAUUGUUGAUUUUCUUGAUCAUAUAUGACCUUAAACUUAAUGUCUUUAAAGGUUUGAACUUUUAAAAUGUAACAAAAGAUUGAAUCUUUGAGGGUUUUUUAAUUGUUCUUAUUGUAUCUAGAGUGAUGACAUUUAAUGUCAUUUUUCAGCUGACAGAUGCGGAGGAUAGACAUGUUUCUUUGCCCUGAGCUGUGUCUGGCAGGCAGAGCGUCUCCACGCUCCACAAAACUGAUGCUUCUGAUUCGGAGUAAAUGAGCUGAGGGAGACACCUGGUGGACAAACACAUACAUGACAGGAAGAAAGACUAAAGUGCAGAGGGGAGACAACCAGCUGGAAAUACUUGUUGGAAAGGAUUGUCAUGCUUCAGAAAAGCACAUAGCACACUCUAACAGUCCUUUAUUUGCACUGAAGGAGACACGUGAAGAAACCAAAUCACACAAUAAUGACGUGAACACAUUUAUAGCCAGUGUUCAAGAUGAUGGAUAGAAACAAAAAUCAUGGAGCAUUUAUGCAUUUUUAGGUCUGUGUCACAGAAACUGUUCAGCUAUUCUCUGUUUAUUAGUCUAUUUAUUAGGAACCUCUGUUGAUUUUAUAUGUAAAGCAUUUUUCUUCUAUCAUUGAACCUUUUAAGGGUUUUCUCAUCGUAGUUUUGGGGAGUUUUUAAUUAGAUUUACAGCCUAAGAAUAACUUUGUGAUGUCAGAGUAGAAAGUCUGUGUCCAACACUGGUGUUUGACCAGAUGUUUGAUCCCUGCAGGGUUGGAUUUUUUUAUAUGAAUGAUGAAUUUGUUGUAUUGCAUGUCAGUUAGAUUUUUACUGAUGGAUGAAUCGUUGUAAAAAGUGGAUCUACCAACAGUUUAUUUCUUUGUUAUUGUGAUUAAAAUGUCAAACAAAUAUAUUUUCCACCUUUUGUGUGACAGAGGCAGGAAUUUCUCUGUCCUGCAUGUGAAGAAAUCUGCUGUGAAAUCAGAACAUUAACAGGUUUCAGGUUGUA